ACUUCCGCUCACCGCCUCUAACCAGGAAGUCGUCGUGUUGCUUUUCCCCCUUCACCUCCUUCUCCUCUUCCUCCUUCACCUCCUCCUCCUCCUCCUCCUGCUGCUCCUCUUCCUCCUGCAGCUCUGCCAGGAACCAGACUCACUAACCGGGGGGCCGGGAAGUUUCUCCCAAGUCGGUUAAAAAAACUACCGGGGUUCAGUUUCUCACCGGCUCCGCCCGCGGCCUCGGUCUGUGCCGCUAAACUUUGCCCGGUUGUCAUCGACGGAGCGGCGGCGCCUGAAGUGUCCCCGGGACGGAGAAGUGUCCCCAGGACGGAGAAGUGUCCCCGGAGUCACGGGGGAGAGUCUCACGCGGUCUGUGAUGGAAGAGGAUAUUGAAAAUUGAAGAUCUGCCAGAAUCACAAUUCCCUCCAAGAUGAAUCCUGCCCCUCGUCAUAUUUCAUCCAGCUGCACAUUCACCGACACCGUCUUGUGUCUGCACAACUUCAGUAACCGUCAAGGUGUGACUCCACAUCUCUGAUCAUGUGCUUGUGAUGAAACACUGGCUGCCCCUCCCAUAUCCCAUUCCUGUUGUCUGUGACAAAGACACGUCUCUCUAUUCAGACCUGUCCCUUCUUACCCCUCCUCCGGCUCUUCGAGUUCCUGGGCCAUGUUACGCAAGAGAGGCUCCCUCAUACUAUGUGGUGCAUUCCUGUUUAUCACCUGGAAUGCCAUAGUGGUACUUCUGCUGCGGGGCAGACCCGUGCCGGGCCUGUCGGGCGUGCCGACCCAAGAGCAGGGGGAAGUGGCUCACAGGCCUUCCAUUGAUGUGAUGGGAGAUGUGCUCCGUAUGGCCGACGUGUUCGAGGCUGAGCUGGAACUGCAGAAGAAGAUCCUGAUCCAGAUCAAGAGUCAGCAGUCACUGUGGGAGCCGUCGAUGAGAAACAAACAGAAGGUCGUAGCCGCCCCCGAGCCCGUCAUUCCUAUCCUGGUGAUCGCCUGUAACAGAGUCACCGUGAGACGCUGCUUGGACAAACUCCUGCAGCACCGUCCCUCAGCAGAGCUUUACCCAAUCAUAGUGAGUCAAGACUGUGGACACGCCGAGACUGCCGAGGUGAUUCGUUCUUAUGGAGAUAAAGUUACUCAUCUAAAACAGCCGGACUUGUCAAACGUCGCUUUGCGGCCAGAGCACAAGAAGUUUCAGGGUUACUAUAAAAUCUCCAGGCAUUACCGCUGGGCUCUCAACCAAGUGUUCAAGACCCUUUCUCAUUCCUCUGUUGUCAUUGUGGAGGAUGAUUUGGAGGUGGCACCAGACUUCUUCGAGUACUUCCGCUCCAUGCUGCCACUCUUGAAAUCCGAUCCGAGUCUGUGGUGUGUGUCAGCCUGGAAUGACAAUGGCAGGGACGGCUACGUGGAUCCCGGGAAGGCUGCUGUGCUCCAUCGGACCGACUUCUUCCCUGGUCUGGGGUGGAUGCUCCUCAGGGAGGUGUGGGAGGAGCUGGAGCCGAAGUGGCCUGCUUCGUUCUGGGACGACUGGAUGCGUCAGCCAGAGCAGCGCCGCAACCGUGCCUGUAUCCGCCCAGAAAUCUCACGUACUUUAACGUUUGGCCGUCAAGGUGUGAGUCUGGGUCAGUUUUAUGACAAGUACCUGCGCUACAUUAAACUGAAUGCCGAAUUUGUGCCUUUUACAAAGUUAGACCUGAGCUACUUGAAGGAGGAGACGUACAGAAUCCACUUUGAGAAUGAAGUUUACACUGCUCCUGUGGUUACUUAUGAAGACGUAAAGCAGGGGCAGCUGAAAGGAGCGGGGCCGUUCCGCCUUCAGUACUCAAGUAAGGACAGUUUCAAAGUAAUGGCCAAAAACCUGGGCAUCAUGGAUGACUUGAAGUCUGGAGUCCCAAGAACAGGAUACAGAGGAGUCGUCAGUUUCAUCUCCAGAGGGAGGAGAAUCUACUUGGCUCCUCCUCCAGGAUGGACGCAGUAUGAUCCCACCUGGAGCUGAUAAACCAGGAGGAAGCCUGUGUGCAGUAACCAUUUUGUAAUCUCCACAACACGCUUCAGACCUGGUGUUAACAUCCGUCCUGAGUGAUCCGAUCUAAGUGGAGAGGUGCAUGCAGCACAUUGAUUCACUCAUAUCGUCCUGACUCUGCUCUCACACAUACGGGAACUCACCAGCUAAAAAUAUCAUUUUGUCUUCACAAAAGACAAAUGAGGUUCGUGUUCAUUUGCGUACAGAGCAGGAAAGUGAGCUUCGAUCACAAACGCAUUUGAACUCGGAGCUGUCCUCUUGUGAUUCAGUCUUUUAGGUCGGAUGUUAACACCAGGUCUGAACGAGGCCUUAAUGUCAGAUGGGGAGAGCGUUCCAGACCAAAGAGUGACGUCCCGGAGCUUUCUCUUGAACGAUGUAUAUACUCUGGUUCAUUGUUCGUGAAGUUGCAGAGUGGUUUGUCCCUCUGUCUGGUGAAGGGAUCAUUGCCAAUUCUACUCAGGUCUUUUUCAUUCCUCUAAACACUUCGUACAGUGUAGGAUUCAGCCUAAACAGUUUGUUAGCCACAACUGCUGUAAUUCACCAGAGAUAUAUUUUUAUACAAUGCUAAAUGUGCACAUGACAUUCAGUAAUGCAUUCAAUGCAAUUACCUAAUUUGCCACUUUUUGCUUGAAAUAUUUGUAAUUCCUGGUAGCCUAUUUGAACUGUUUAUGUCUGGUACAAUUAUAAACUCAGAAUCUGUGGUAUGGUUGUUUAUGGUGUUGGUGACUGGUCAUAACUGCAUUAUAACCCGUUGUUAGAUUGUUUUUGUCUUUUAUGAAAAUCAGUUCUUCCGGCUUACAUUUGAUUUCAAGUAUUUUUUUUAAAAAAUGAUUCUUUGUUUUAUUUCUUGAAACCUUGAUAAUUUUUAAACUGCAAUAUUUCUGUGUUUGUAUAUUUUUUUGGAAUUAAAUAAUCAGUAAAUAAUGUUGGCUUUUAAUUUAAGUUUUAUAGACAAGAUUACUGUGUUUCCAGUUCAUAUUAUGUAAUGUGCUAAAAAUAUCAUUUCAGGGAGUCGGGUGAGGAGACAAACACUUCAGUAACAAACCCUCCUGCAAACAGACACGACAAUUACUUUCUUCAAAUGCCAAUUCAUUUGCUUGAUAAUUUACUUUGUAUGCCACUAUUUAAAAAAAACAGGCAUGUGCAGAAGUUCAGGCUCUGAGUGUAAAGUAACUCCAUCUCCUUUGCCGACUGUUGAGCACGGAGGAGGAGAUAUUCUGGUUUGGCGUUGUGGUACAGCACGUAUCACAGCGUGCAGCUUGCAGUAGAGUCUGUAUAUUCUUGAUGUAGGACCCCCCCCCCCACACUCUUCCCUGCACAUCAAUUUAAGUUCUGAGAUAUUUGAGGCUGACUUGCAGAUCUUGUAGAAGCGACCUUCUUUUCAUUUUCUGAUGAUUGACUGACUCCUGCAUCCAGAAUUUGAAAUUGGCAAACUGGAGGAAGUCGCCAUCGGCACAUGUUUGUGGAAUAAAAAGUAACGAGGGCAUUAACAUGUGAAGAGACGUUCUGUUUUC
Messenger RNA from Paralichthys olivaceus (Japanese flounder), 3522 nucleotides. RefSeq names its product alpha-1,3-mannosyl-glycoprotein 2-beta-N-acetylglucosaminyltransferase a (gene mgat1a). Gene Ontology annotation, cellular component: Golgi apparatus. Gene Ontology annotation, molecular function: alpha-1,3-mannosylglycoprotein 2-beta-N-acetylglucosaminyltransferase activity. Gene Ontology annotation, biological process: protein N-linked glycosylation. The record is from RefSeq and is a predicted model, not a curated record. Lineage: Eukaryota; Metazoa; Chordata; Actinopteri; Pleuronectiformes; Paralichthyidae.